CAACCCCUGGCUACAAUGCAUCGGUGGGCACUUGUGGUGGCAGAUAUCAUGAAAGUGGGCGGAUUGCUUCUCCAAAUUAUCCGGGAUCGUAUUUCAAUUACGCUAAUUGUAUCUACUACAUAACUGGGCCGUCAAAUUCCAAAAUAUGUCUGUAUUUUGAUUUCUUCCAUACGGAAUCUACAUAUGACUAUGUUCAAUUAUAUGAUGGACCAACUACGUACUCCCGAUCAGUUGGAAGAUAUUCUGGAAUCAAUGUUACAAUGGCCACUGUUUGUUCUUCUGGAUCCUCUAUGACAGUCCAGUUCAUUUCGGAUGGCAGUGUCACUUAUCAAGGAUUCCUUGCAUCAUUCUUUUCCGUUAACAAUACAAUUGAAAACUGUUCCAAGGGUUUUUUCUCCUGUGACAACGGCCGCUGCCAGGGCAUUCUUCGGCUUUGCGACGGUGUGAUGGACUGUAAUGAUGGCUCCGAUGAACGCGGUUGUGACUGCACGGGUGAUCUUGUAAGCUGCAGUAAGUUCUACAGUCAGUGUAUUCCAGCAAGUCAAGUUUGUAAUGGAUUUGCAAGCUGCAAUGAUGGAAGCGACGAAGAUGGAUGUGACUGUCAAGCAAUGAGAUGUGAUGACGGACAAGGAUGUUAUAAUUCCAGCCAGCAAUGUGAUGGCAAAGUUGACUGCAUGGACAACUCCGACGAAAUGAAUUGUCCAUUAAUUUGUGAACCGCAUGAAUGGGGUUGUGCCAAGAUUAAACAGUGCAUUCCAGCCAGUCUCCGUUGCGAUGGCAACAAAGACUGCUAUGACGGAACUGACGAAUAUGUCGGUUGUCAACCGCCAACACCCGCACCGAUCAUACCCUUCAUAGUAGCCCUUAACAAUCUGACAAUAAACAUCACUGAAGCCCCAGUAAAUGAAGCACCGACCUGGGGUCGUUUGAUGGUAAAACGUGAGGGUAUGAGCGAGGUUUAUGGAACGGUCUGUGACGACAGUUUUGACACGAGAGACGCCUCGGUCGUUUGCAGAAUGUUGGGAUAUGGCGACGACACACCCGCCUUCUUCUACAGUGGAAGUAUGUUCAAUACCGCAUGGGGUCCCAUAUGGCUGACAAAUCUCCAUUGCACAGGCUCGGAAAACAACCUGGCCGAUUGUGUACAUGCUAAAUGGGGAAAACACCAGUGUAGUCACCAGCAAGAUGUGUAUGUUGCAUGCGGAUGGAAUUUCUUUAGAACUGAAAAUGCAACAACAACGACAAUGAGAACAACAUCGUCAUACACAACCCACCCACCAGUUGUAGGCAAUCGGAUACGUCUUGUUGAUGGCAACACGUGCUUUGAAGGCAGAAUUGAGAUUCUUUACAACGGUAUUUGGGGCACAGUUUGUGAUGAUGGCUUUGAUGCGAUUGAUGCUGGUGUUGCUUGUAGAUCUCUGGGAUUUAGCGGAGCUGCUUCGUCAUGGCUCUACUCCAGUUCCUCAAACACUUACCCAAGUCAAAUCUGGUUAGACGACUUGCACUGUACAGGCUUCGAAACAAAUCUUUGGGAUUGUAACCAUCCUGGGUGGGGAAAACACAAUUGCGGUCAUUCCGAGGACCAGUUUAUAAGAUGUGUUGGAAGUUGUCAGUCUUCACCAAGCGUUUGGAGCGUCAAUUGUACGUUCAACAAUGACAUGUGUGGCUACAACGUGACCGCUGUUAAGGGCAACGUUACAUGGGCGAGGUUGUUCUCGGGAAAUGGAGGUGUCUAUGAUCCAACUACUAGCUCUGGCUAUUCCAUGUACUUCAUGAGUCCUUAUGGCAUGGAAGCAGACCGGUCAAGACUGAGCACACCGCUGUUUCAACCAUUACGUGCGCAAUAUAUGAAGGUUGAAUUCAACUACCUUGUUCGGAAAUCCUCAUACGGUAAUCUGGUUGUCUUCAUCCGAGGUGAAUCCGUUGGAAUUUACAGUGAAAACAAACUCUGGAACAGCCGAUAUCUGAGAGUUGAAGAAGACGGGAUGUGGUUACAUCAGUGUGUGAGCAUAUCCGCCGGGCACCUUUUUGAAAACAAUAGUCUGGUGUUUGAGGCUAAACUAGGACCGAAUAUGAAUUAUGCAUCACACCUUGUUGCCAUAGAUACCGUCAAUGUGCAAGCCGGCCGAUGCCAUGAAUCCUUAUUGGAUGGUCCCUGCGAUUUCAACAAAACAUAUGCAUGCGGCAUGGAGGUGGUUUGCUCCAACUGCGACCGUAACGACUUGCAGUUUAACUGGAUCUGGACCAACGGAGCCCCAUAUCUGAACAGAAUCAAAGGAGAAGGAUACUACAUGCUGGCUGAUUCGUCUUUCGGAUUCCAAGGUGAUGAGGCUGUUAUGAUCUUCCAUCUUCCGAGCAUAGGAGACUUACGAGCUCUGACGUUUGACUUUUAUUUUGAAGCAAAUUUUGAUGGACAGCUAAAGGUGAUGUUGCAUCUUAAUGGGGCAUAUCAUUCCACACUGAAAACGUACACCGACCUUCCUAGCAGGGCUAACACAUGGGUAACUGAAUGUAUGGAAUUGAGCUCAAUCGUCGCAUCUAGCUUUGAUAUUGAGAUACGUUUUGUAGCGGUCCGCGGCACGCAAAUCACGUCUGAUGUUGGGAUCGACAAUGUGAAGCUUGCAGAGCAUUGUCCGCAUCUCAUUUCCUGUAACCGUGUUGAGAACAACUGUGGUUGGAAUAUGACUCAACUGAGCAAUUUAGUAUCAUGGCAAUUUGUCGGUGAGAACCUCAUUUGA
Messenger RNA from Dreissena polymorpha, 2738 nucleotides. RefSeq lists its product as uncharacterized. Gene Ontology annotation, molecular function: protein binding. The coding region runs from base 261 to 2738 and encodes 825 amino acids. Lineage: Eukaryota; Metazoa; Mollusca; Bivalvia; Myida; Dreissenidae. The transcript is spliced from 19 exons. Gene Ontology annotation, cellular component: membrane. The record is from RefSeq and is a predicted model, not a curated record.